AUGUUAGCGAAGUAUGUGAAUGCGCUAACGCUGAGAACAGGACCGCAUUUACGCGGAUUUUCUACCAAGCAGCAGAACUCAAGACCCAAAACUGCUGUGAUCAUGCUAAAUAUGGGUGGACCGUCGAGCAAGGAAUACGUCCACGAUUUUCUUCUGCGUUUGUUUUCCGAUAAAGAAAUCAUCGAUCUUCCGGCACAAAGUGAUGGCGUCGAACGUGCUGUCGCGUUCAGUCAGUAUCCACAUUUCAGCUGUACCACAUCCGGUAGCAGCUUCAAUGCCAUCGCUCGUCACUACACUUCCACUCAGGGUACUUUCACGGGAGUAGAAACUGUGGAGCCACCAACUCUGUCCGGUGGCACAAAGAAGACUAUUUGGUCACUUAUUGAUCGUUGGCCUUUGUUUCAACCACUGGUGACCGCUUUUGCCGAUCACAUCAAACAUAAACUGAUGUCUAUUGAGGAUCCACAAGAACGCGAACGUGUAGUUCUACUCUUCAGUGCACACUCCAUACCCCUAUCCGUGGUUAAUCGGGGCGACCCGUAUCCAGCUGUGAGUGACAGUAUUUCGUGUGUCAUUGCAUCAACCUUAUUCUCUGAGUUUUCUUUUAUGGGGCUUUGUUCAAUCGAAAAGAAAAAUUUGCUGCUCUCACUCUUUCCCUCCAUCUCUCUUUCUAAAUAUAAAUAUAUACAUAUCGUAAAAUUUGGUAACUAUUGUGAAUCAAUUCUCCGGUAUGUAUACACAUUUAAAUCGUCUACUCUGUUUGUUGACCUUAGAGUUUCACAUUCUUUAUCUGUCUCUCUCCCUCUCCAAAUAGGCUCAGUUCCUGUCCAACUCGUACAUCCUCAAUUUGUGUACGUUGGUAGCUUGGCAGCGAUCAGUGAAGUUCACAUCAUUGUCUUUCGUGUCACGAUAAUGAUCUUAAACCUUGAUGUCAUUUGA
Messenger RNA from Echinostoma caproni, 939 nucleotides. The record is from the annotation of a GenBank genome assembly. Lineage: Eukaryota; Metazoa; Platyhelminthes; Trematoda; Plagiorchiida; Echinostomatidae.